Messenger RNA from Rhodamnia argentea, 729 nucleotides. Its product is annotated as nuclear transcription factor Y subunit B-3-like. The transcript has a single exon. NCBI's taxonomy places the organism in Eukaryota, Viridiplantae, Streptophyta, Magnoliopsida, Myrtales, Myrtaceae. The record is from RefSeq and is a predicted model, not a curated record. Gene Ontology annotation, biological process: regulation of transcription by RNA polymerase II. Gene Ontology annotation, molecular function: RNA polymerase II cis-regulatory region sequence-specific DNA binding; DNA-binding transcription activator activity, RNA polymerase II-specific; protein heterodimerization activity. Gene Ontology annotation, cellular component: CCAAT-binding factor complex; nucleus. Bases 1 to 729 code for a protein of 242 amino acids.
AUGGUACCCCUCUCUCCAACAGAGAGCUCGUUGCCGCCGGCGAACGCACCACUGCCGAUCGACAACAACGAUCGUAAAACCACGGAGCGCCCCGGUGGUGGCCAUGGGAGCGGCGGAGGCGGAGGCAGCGGGGUCAGGGAGCAGGAUCGGUACAUGCCGAUAGCCAAUGUCAUACGCAUCAUGCGCCGCAUCCUCCCCACGCACGCCAAGAUCUCCGACGACGCCAAGGAGACCAUCCAGGAGUGCGUGUCCGAGUACAUAAGCUUCAUCACGGGGGAGGCCAACGACCGUUGCCAGCAGGAGCAGCGCAAGACCAUCACCGCCGAGGACGUCCUCUGGGCCAUGGGCAAGCUAGGGUUCGACGACUACGUCGAGCCACUCACUAUUUUUCUGAGCCGCUACCGCGAGAUCGAGGGGGACCGCGCUGGCCAUAGUUUACGCAGCGAGGCGUUCUAUCUGAACAGGCGUGGUAACGCUAGCAAUACUGGCGGGAUGGAUUAUUAUUAUGGACCGCCACUGCUGCCGCCGCCUCCACCAACGCUGGGGAUGCUUCCUCCUUAUGCGCCGCCUCACCACCAAGCAAUGGGGUAUGUGGAUCCGUCGGCGGCAGCGGCCAUGGGCACUUAUUAUGGGGUUGGGUCGUCAACAGGGAGUGGCUCUUCCUCAGCUAAUUCGCCUUCGCAGGCCAAUUUGGCUGGCUUUGAUCCUUUUGCUCCUUUCAAAAAUUAG